UCACCUAUUGCUGCGACGCUGGCUAUCGCAAGCUGGUGCUCUCUGCUGCACGCCCCCAGCUGCUCGUCUCGCAAACCAUUACGGGCGCCCGCUCUCUUCCCGCCAUACAACGCGCACCAAUUCCGCCCGCCGCAGCUAUGGCCCCAUCACGAACGAGCCAGAAAUGGGGCACAGAAUUCGACACUGUCCGCCGACAGAAGCUGUUUCAGAAUCCGCCCACUGACCGGACUGCCUACCCGGCCCUCGUGGAGGCCAUAAAACCUCACAUACAGUCUUUCAACACCAUCCUCGAACGCGGAGGUAUCCUCGACCAUGCCAUCAAGGACAUUGGCACCAAAGUGUUCCUCGAUGGAGACCCAUACCUGGCGGACGCCCAACCCCGGAACAAGCUCAGUGUUCGGAUACGCGAUGUCUUCGUCGAGAAGCCUCAAUUACCACCUACGAACAAGUUUGCGCUCAACGAGCGGAGGAUCAUGCCGGCUGAGGCCAGAGAGCGGCAUGGCACCUACAGAGGCCGCAUGUCAGUGCGGCUGGAAUACAGAAUCAACGACGAUCCAUGGAUAGAGACUGUGAGGGAAAUGGGACAGGUGCCUAUCAUGCUUAAGUCAAAUCGAUGUCAUCUCGAAAACAUGACACCCCGCCAACUCGUCGAUGCGAAGGAAGAAUCGGAGGAGCAGGGUGGAUACUUCAUUGUCAACGGCAAUGAGAAGCUUAUCCGCAUGCUCGUGGUGAAUAAGCGGAACUACCCAAUGGCCAUCACUCGAUCCUCUUUCGCAAACCGUGGGCCUACAUACUCUAAAUUUGGCGUACAAAUUCGAUGCGUACGGAAAGACCAGACAUCACAGACCAACGUCCUACACUACCUCAACGACGGCAACAUCAACUUCCGGUUUUCGUGGAGGAAGAGGGAAUACUUGGUGCCCAUGAUGAUGAUCCUGAAAGCACUCGUGGAGACCAACGACCGAGAAAUCUUCGAAGGAAUCGUGGGCGCUGCUGGGUCAAAAGGUCUACAAGAGAAGCAAUUCGUGACCGAUCGACUGGAGGUCCUUCUGCGAACGUACAAGGUAUUCGGAUUGCAUGGAAAGGCCAAGACAAGGGCACAUCUGGGGGACAAGUUCAGACCUGUCUUGAGAGUUGCAGAGGAUAUGAGCGAUGAAGAUGCUGGUACCGAGUUCCUAAAAAGAAUUGUGCUCGUUCACUUGGGCGACGGCAAAGUUACGGAUGAGCAAAACGCCGACAAAUUCAAGCUCCUCCUGUUCAUGGUCCGGAAGUUAUACGCGCUUGUAGAAGGAGAUUGCGCCGAGGACAAUCCGGAUGCUGUUCAAAAUCAGGAAAUUCUCCUAGGAGGCCACCUAUAUGGCCAGAUCCUGAAGGAGAGACUGGACGAAUGGCUAUUUUCGAUCAGACUCUCGCUCCAGAAAUGGGGCAGGACGAGUAACUGGCUCUCUUUCACAUCACCAGAAUUCAAGAAAGAUUUCAUCUCAAAAGUAAUACGGAAAACUAACGAGAACAUUGGUCAUGACAUUGAGUACUUCAUGUCUACCGGAAAUCUCGUUAGUACCAGUGGCCUGGAUCUUCAGCAAACGUCUGGCUUCACGGUUGUUGCUGAAAAAAUUAAUUUCUAUCGAUUCAUAAGUCAUUUCCGAAUGGUCCACAGAGGAAGCUUCUUUGCACAGCUAAAGACAACAACUGUCCGAAAAUUACUUCCGGAAAGUUGGGGCUUCUUAUGCCCUGUACACACGCCUGAUGGAAGUCCUUGCGGUCUGCUUAACCAUUUUGCACACAAAUGUGUCUUAGCUACCCACAACGUCGACGUUUCAGCAAUUCCACAGCUUGUAGCCCAACUAGGAGUCACCAGCAAGUCGUCAGCAUCACUUGACGAAAGCGUUGUAGUGCAGCUGGACGGCCGUGUUCUAGGAUUCUGCACACCAAAGCAGGCCAGAGUCAUUGGGGAUACGUUAAGAUAUUGGAAGGUAGAAGGCACCCACAACGUCCCUUUGGAGCUUGAAGUCGGCUAUGUCCCAAAUUCUAACGGUGGCCAAUACCCUGGAGUCUACAUAUUUUCACAGUCUGCCCGGAUGUACCGACCAGUCAAGUACCUACCACUCGAAAAACUUGACUACGUCGGACCAUUCGAGCAACCGUACAUGUCCAUCGCAUGCACAGAUCCAGAAAUCGUGUCAGGAGAGUCUACGCACGUCGAGUAUGACCCUACCAACAUUCUUUCGAUUGUCGCAAACAUGACACCCUUUUCCGACUUCAACCAGAGUCCCCGAAAUAUGUAUCAAUGUCAGAUGGGCAAGCAGACCAUGGGAACACCAGGAGCAGCAAUACGUUAUCGCACAGAUAAUAAGACAUACAGACUUCAGACAGGUCAAACGCCGGUUGUCCGAGCGCCUCUACAUAACGAAUACGGCCUAGACAACUUUCCAAACGGUACGAACGCCAUUGUAGCCGUCAUCUCGUACACAGGUUACGACAUGGACGACGCUAUGAUUCUGAACAAGUCUUCCCACGAGCGAGGAUUCGCUCACGGUACCAUCUACAAGACUAAACUUUGCCAACUCGAGGAAGGAUCCCAACGCUCCCGCUCGGCAAAAAGUAUCCAAAAGCUAUUCGGCUUUGCGCCUGGCGGACUGAUUCGUGCGCAGUGGCGCGACACGUUGGACGAUGACGGCUGGCCACAUAUUGGCGCGCAACUCCAAAAAGGGGAUAUUCUUGCCGCCUGGCAUACCGUCUCAUAUGAUCCUGCGACUGGGGAUUAUAUCAACCGUGAUGGACGGACAGAAUUCGUAAAAUACAAGGAUGACGAAACCGCUUUCGUGGACGAGGUGCGCAUCAUCGGGUCAGAGAAUGGCAACGAACCAUGCCAGACCAUCAGCGUCAAGCUCCGUGUUCCUCGAUCACCUGUGAUUGGUGAUAAGUUCUCUUCUCGACAUGGACAGAAAGGUGUCUGCUCCCAAAAAUGGCCAGCAAUCGACAUGCCUUUCAGCGAGUCUGGCAUGCAACCCGACAUCAUCAUCAACCCGCACGCUUUCCCGUCUCGUAUGACCAUUGGUAUGUUUGUCGAGUCCCUGGCUGGGAAAUCGGGUGCUCUGCAUGGCCUUGCUCAGGAUUCAACGCCGUUCAAAUUCGACGAGGAAAACACGGCGGUUGACUACUUUGGCCAUCAGCUCAAGAAGGCAGGAUACAACUACUACGGCAACGAGCCGAUGUACAGUGGUAUCACUGGCCAAGAGCUCGCCGCUGAUAUUUACAUCGGCGUAGUAUACUACCAACGUCUCCGUCACAUGGUGAACGACAAGUUCCAGGUCCGAACGACUGGCCCAGUUGACGACCUCACCGGCCAACCUGUCAAGGGUCGUAAGAAGGGAGGUGGUAUCCGUGUCGGAGAGAUGGAACGUGACUCCCUACUAGCUCACGGAACGGCUUUCUUGCUCCAAGACAGACUGAUGAAUUGUAGUGAUUAUGUUCGGACGUGGGUGUGCAGGGCUUGCGGCUCGUUCAUGAGCACCUCCCCUACUGUGAGCCAGUACAGCAGGAGAAAAAUGGGGACUGGUAUCACCAGGUGUAGGAGAUGUGCUAAACGAGCGGACGGGUUCGAGCCUAAGGCGAAGGUUUGGGAGGAUGGAGAAGGCGUUAGGUGGACUGGGGGUGACGACGUCGCUGUCGUUGCUGUACCGGGGGUGUUGAAAUAUCUGGAUGUCGAGUUUGCGAGCAUGGGCGUCAAGAUGCGGUAUAAGAUCGAGCCUUGAGCGAGAAAAGUGUAUGUUUUGGAGUAUGGUGCAUGGGCAUGGGCGUAUGGGUCGAGCAUAGUCUGCAUGAUAUGAAUGAAGAUCUUUACUGAACCAAAAAUGGGUUCAAACGCCU
Mytilinidion resinicola is the source of this 3870-nucleotide messenger RNA. RefSeq names its product beta and beta-prime subunits of DNA dependent RNA-polymerase. Gene Ontology annotation, molecular function: DNA binding; DNA-directed RNA polymerase activity; ribonucleoside binding. Gene Ontology annotation, cellular component: nucleus; RNA polymerase I complex. The record is from RefSeq and is a predicted model, not a curated record. The coding region runs from base 138 to 3755 and encodes 1205 amino acids. NCBI's taxonomy places the organism in Eukaryota, Fungi, Ascomycota, Dothideomycetes, Mytilinidiales, Mytilinidiaceae. Gene Ontology annotation, biological process: DNA-templated transcription. The transcript is spliced from 2 exons.